UCGCGACGAGGGUCCCCCGACAUCCGCCCGUUCUACCGCACCGCGGAUCAGGCGAAAUCGGCGAUUCUCGCGUCGCACCGAUAAUUCCCGUCUCCGCGGAUUCACCUUCGGACGGUCGACGACGCGUCCUCGCCGGAGGAAUUACGCGGUCCCGAUAACCCCGAUACGCUUUCGUGCGAUUCGAUCGUAUCUGCGGGCUCGCGCGAGCCGCGUAAUCCCCCGGUGUUUUCGAUUUCUCCGAGAGGUACCUUGAAUUCUAUCUGAUCGAAUCUAUACGUCAGCCGUUACGUAUACCCGCCACUCGGCCGCGGGAUGCUCAAUUGGCGCAACCGCGUGUCGCCCGAGUCCAUCGGUCGACACGCGGCCGUGUUACACGCGUCUCCGACACGUUUCCGAAUCAGUCGGACGACUCGGCGCCACCCGGAGCGUCGACGAACUCGUGGAUGCCAGUGGUGAGGAGAUCGGAUUUCGCGGGAUGGCAACGACGGCUGGUACCGGUUCGCCCGAGGAUCGCCCCGGCGACGCGGAACGCCGAAGGGAGGAAUCUUCGGCGAUGCUGCACGGGGUGCGGCGGGGAUCGCGCGACGUUCGAACGAGGGGGACGGAGGGGGACGACGUACGCGAGGAGGAGGAGGACGAGGAACAGGAAGUCGAGGUGCGGAUGGUGGUGCCGCCGGACGGCGGAUGGGGCUGGGUGAUCGUCGCGGCGUCCUUCAUGAGCAACCUGGUGGUGGACGGGAUCAUAUUCAGCUUCGGGGUCUUCCUCGUCCACGUCGCCGAGGCGUUUCAAGUGUCCAAGGCCAAGGUCGCCCUGGUGGGGUCGCUGCAGACCGGAUUCUACCUGAUAACCGGGCCGUUCGUCUCAGCGUUGGCCAACAAAUACGGCUUCCGACCGGUGGCGGUUCUCGGGAGCGUCGUCAGUUGCUCGUCCUUCGUUCUCUCCUUCUUCGCCGAGUCCAUACCCUUUCUGUGCAUCUCUUACGGCGUGCUGGGUGGAGUCGGCGCGGGGAUGAUCUACGUGCCCGCGGUCAUAUCGGCGGGCUUCUACUUCGAGCGAUGGCGAGCCCUGGCCACGGGGAUCGCCGUAUGCGGAUCGGGGAUCGGCGGAUUCGUCAUGGCACCGAUCACCGACGCCCUGAUCAACGUUUACGGAUGGCGGGGAGCUCUCCUCAUUCAAUCCGGGUUGCUGCUGAACUGCGCGGUCUUCGGGGCCCUGCUCCGACCCCUGAGACCCUCCCGCGUCAAGGUGCGCGCCGCCGGGGAGCGGCGCGGCGCCGUCAUCGAGAUGGAACCGUUGUUCGGGAAAUCCGGAUCCGCGGGUGCCCUUUACGCGGUCCAGCCCACCGGCCGACGACUACUCGCCACGAACAACAACACCGAAUUUUCCACCGCCGCGGAGAUAGUGAUCGGCAGCAGCCCCGACGUAGCGGUCAACCGCAGAUCCUCGCAUUCCUUGCACAGGGAGUCGCACGGUUCCUCGAGCCAGGCCAAGAGCGCGAAUCAAAGCGGCGAACGAUCGAGCGAUCAGAUUUACCCGACGCCGGAGGUUGUCGUCGAUCAGGAUCUGAAGACCGUCGAGGAGGAGAACAAUUUGCUCGGCGGUGACUUGGAGCGUCUCAACGGGCGCGUGCCAACGACGACGAGGAGGCACACGGUGAGCGGUCGCAGAGACAGAGCCAACUCGGACACCAGUCAAAAAUCGUACAGAUCGAGGCACGCGUCGCAGGCGAAGGAGAACAUCCAGCGACCGUUUUACAGGGACGAUAUAUUCUACGGAGGAUCGCUUCACCGUUUACCCCACUACAAAUCUCAGAUGUCCUCGGUCGGCUACCACAUGUCCGUGACGCGACUACCGACGGAGGCGGACGUCGCCGAAGAGGAGAGCGGCUCCUGUUACCUGUGCCCGGAGGGGGUGCGUCGGAUACUCUCGACCAUGUUGGACGUCAGCCUGCUGAAGAGUCCGUCCUUCCUCAUUCUAGCCUUCAGCGGCUCCCUGACGAUGAUGGGAUUCUACACGCCGUUCACAUACCUGCCGGACAGGGCCACCAUCGCGGGGAUCGAGGAGUCAACGGCCAUGUUCCUGCUGUCCGUCAUCGGCAUAACCAAUACGAUCGGUCGCGUGGUGUGCGGCGUCGUCAGCAGCGUACCCGGUGUCGACGCGCUCCUCAUCAACAACAUAUUGAUCAGCGUCAGCGGAAUCGCUACCAUUCUCUCGGGGCUUUCCUUCGCCAAGGAGUAUCAGUUCUUCUACGCGGCCACGUUCGGCCUCAGUAUUUCCGGUUUCGCCGCACUCCGUUCGAUUCUGAUCGUCGAUCUGAUGGGCUUGGAGAGAUUGACGAACGCCUUCGGGCUGGCCUUGCUGUUCCAAGGUGUUGCCGCCUCCUUCGGUGCGCCGCUGGCCGGUGUCUUCAUGGAUCUCACCGGAAGCUACGACGUUUCGUUCUACAUUUCCGGCUCACUGAUACUGAUCUCGGCCGUGAUCUGCUAUCCCCUCGGUAGGAUAAACCGGUGGGAGAAAAGGCGAGACGGCGAAAGGGCCGAUCGAACGGCAGAGAUACAGGACUGACCGCAGCAUCCGCCGACAUCGACUCCGUUACGCGUCCCGAACCCAAGCGGCGUGUACGCCGACACUCGCGUCGCACGUAGCGAUACGAGUGCAGGUGAUUUACCGUAAAAAAAAAAAGCAAAGCACUCGACGCGUGACGAUAAUCGAAUUUCGGAACAACAAGGGUCGGCGACGUCGGGUACGCUCUCCUCAAGAAUAUAUACGUACACCCGAGAGAUGUGCCGUUGGAAAAUCACACACCGCCUUGCCCGAUUGUCAGAUUUGUAUAUUUUUGUAAUUACCCGCUACAGAAUCGAAACAAGUGUAUCCCCCCCCCCUAUGUGUGUAACGUAACGUGUACAUCGAAUAAAAGUGCCACCGUCUGGUCAUUGA
Molecule: messenger RNA, 2938 nt
Organism: Athalia rosae (coleseed sawfly)
Lineage: Eukaryota; Metazoa; Arthropoda; Insecta; Hymenoptera; Athaliidae
Product: monocarboxylate transporter 14
Exons: 12
Coding region: 476-2566 (696 amino acids)
Biological process (GO): monocarboxylic acid transport; transmembrane transport
Molecular function (GO): monocarboxylic acid transmembrane transporter activity
Source: RefSeq, a predicted model, not a curated record